Molecule: messenger RNA, 743 nt
Organism: Panonychus citri (citrus red mite)
Lineage: Eukaryota; Metazoa; Arthropoda; Arachnida; Trombidiformes; Tetranychidae
Exons: 2
Coding region: 213-743 (176 amino acids)
Source: RefSeq, a predicted model, not a curated record
UAGAAUUGAUUUUCAAUUUUUCCAAAUAUGAGCUGAAUUUUUUGAUAUUCAAUCUUCAGUCAAUCAUUUUCUUUUCUUCAACAAUCGAGCAAUCGUUUCUAUUUUUUAUUCUCGUUCUUCCUUAUCAACUUGUUUCUCUUCCAGUUUUACACUGUUGAUGUUUCCUUAUUCUCUCUUCUUGUCAUCUUGAUUGCGACAAUUUGAUAUCUCACAUGGAGGUUAAUCAAACUUUAUCAGUUUUCCACAACACUGUCUACUUUGAUGUCCAUGAAUUUCGCUGUCAAGAAAUACGUUUGCUUCCAGCGGGCAUUAAGUUUUCCCAAGUGUGUCAAAUCCAAGAAAAGUCUUUUUUCAAUGUCACCAUUCCACCAAUUGAUAUAAAAAAAGCCUAUUUUGACAGUAAAACUGGAGACAAUUUGUCAACCCUGAUCACAGAAACUGUUCCUGAAUCUGGGAUUCGAAUAUGUGAAAUAUUAAAACUUAAUCGAUCUGCUAAUUCAGUUGAACUAAGAGGAUCGAUUCGUGUUCUUGUUCAAUUUAACGGACAAGGUGAAGAAAUUUACAAAAUAUUGGAAGAAUAUUUUGCCGUCUUUAGCCAAGUGAAUUGGAAACUUGAGAGAGCCCUAUCGCGAAGUGUCCAUAAAUACCUUGAUUUCUUGAACAAUCAUUCUCAACAAUCAUCAACACGAAAAACGAAUGUUUCAAGUACAAAUUACGACAAUUCAGUUUUAACAUGGAGUUAA